Molecule: messenger RNA, 7861 nt
Organism: Pomacea canaliculata
Lineage: Eukaryota; Metazoa; Mollusca; Gastropoda; Architaenioglossa; Ampullariidae
Product: TBC1 domain family member 4-like
Exons: 22
Coding region: 95-4135 (1346 amino acids)
Source: RefSeq, a predicted model, not a curated record
UUUAGCAUCUAGAUUCAACUGUAGUCGAAAUCAAAGAAGAAUCACUGGUCACGAGGCUUAGAAAGAGUUCGUCUGCUGUUUAGUGGUGUAGAAAAUGGAAGAGGAAACGGAGGCGAGCAACGACGAUACAGCACAAAUCGCUGUAACUCAUUCAGAUGUAGAGAAUACCACAAACUCUUCACCAACGUUUUCAAAAAAUCCUACAGUAAACAUCAAUGCACCAGCUGAUUCAUGUGGAACUGAUACAAAUACAAAGCACAAAUUUCUGGUAUGGUACCUCGGUUCGGCUACGAUGCACCGCCUCUAUACCCACAGCGUCCAGCCUUGGGUUAUGGCUGAGGUCAAGCGAAGACGGGAUGGAAUUAAAGAGGUGUCUCUGGAAGUCAGGUCGGAUGGAAUGCUUCGGGCACUGGAACGAAGUCCAUCAGGCCAAGAAACUGGUGAAGUCAUUUUGGAGCACAACAUUCAAGGAUUGUCUCGAUUUGCUCGCCUUCAUCAGGACCCAAGGUGUUUUGGUUAUCUGACAAAGUCUCAAUCAAAUUUAGACUUUACCUGCCAUGUGUACCUAGCCACCACUGAAAGAACAAUUCAUGAAAUAUUUGCCUGCAUCCAAAAAUCAACCAAAGACCAAGUAUCAGCACCUGCUGGCAACAUGGGAGAAGGCACAGAUUCUUCAGAUAGCAUCAAAGCCACUUACGAGGUGAAAUAUCUAGGACGUACCAAAGUCACCCGCAAAAAAUUGACUUCUGAUGCUAUGGAUACAUUGGCAGAACGGCUGAUGGCUUAUGAAGAGAGCCAGCUGAUGAAGAAGCUAGAGGAGCAGGAAAGAAGACAGAGACAUUCAAGUGGUGCUAGUAUCCAGAGCUUGCCAGCAUCACUGGAUGAAGUAGUUAGCAUCACUGAGAAUAAUCUGGGUGCUCAGCUUGACCGUCUGCGACGUGGAGCCAAUGCCGCCAGUUCCCAUGCAACCAGUUUCCAGUAUGACAGUCCUGACAGUAGUGCUGAUGAUGUGGCCAGUGGUGGUGACACAAGCUCCUCAGAAAAUGUUCUGGAUGACAGUACAUCCCAUCACCACUACCACCAUCAAGAUCAUAAAAGACACCACCACCAGGAUCAUCAUAGUCGUCACCAUGGAUUUACACAUCACAGUGUGCCAGCACAUGUUGAGAGACAUGCCAGUGCCCCAAAGAUGACCAUACGAUUUGAAAGUGUAGAUGGUGUUGGAAAUGAGGGUAGUCCAGAGGAGGUUUUUAAUGAUCCUAGCAGUGCAAGUAAAGGUAGCCGGGCCAUGCUGCUUCAGAUCAGCCAGCAAGACAUCUGCCUCAUUAGCCUGGACCAGAAACUGCUUAUACUGGAACGCAUGUUCAAGGAUAUUGCUUCAGUUUCACAGGGUAACCACAAGAAAGAUAUAUUUGGCAUUGUUGUACGUCAGCCUGACAGUUCCUUGAUGGUGUACAUUCUCAGCUGUCAUGCAGAGUCUGUGGUAAACGAGAUACUGAGUACAUUACAGACAGCCUUUAUGUCAGCAUUCCAGAAGUGUACAUCUCAAAAUCAGGUGUGCAGCUUAUGUCCCCUUCAUCAGCUGCAUCGUCUUUGUCAGGAAAUCACCAAGUUAGGUCCACAUGCAGCAUAUGAUCUUUUAGUCCGUCGAACCCAAAAUUUACCUGAGCGAGAAUUAGCUGAACUUUCAAACAAAGUCAAGAUGGAAGGACCUACAACUUAUGAGGAGUCAGUAGAGGUAAUCAUGAUUGCAUUACGACAGCUGUGUGAACAGCGACAGCGGGACCACACCCACAUCACUGAAGGGACAAAGCCAAGCAAGCAAGAUCUCAAUUUAGUUGAUGAUCGGCCCAAGUUUAUGCUGUUUGAAGGAUUCAGGAACAAAGCAAAGAAGAGUCUAGCCAGCUCUUUUGAAAAUCUGUUAAGAACCCGCAAGAAAGAGGAUGCCAAAGAGGCAUUUCGCAAACGUAGUUGGACUACAGACAGUGAUGGUGGAGGCAGCUGGGCAACACGAUCUAUGGACUCCUCAGUGGCUUCUACGCCUGAUGCCUCACCUCUUACUUCACCUGUCAGCAAGCACUUCAGCCAUGAUUUUCCUAGCCCACCUGGAUCUCCAGAACCCCGCAAGCGCAGCUCCACGCUUGGUGCCAUUCCAGAUUCAUCAGAACGAGAGCGUGCUGCAGCAAAACAGCGCUUACGGGAUGUAAAUCACAACAAAACCCAAAGCAACAGCAGCCCCAUGAAGACAAUGUACCUCAUGGCAACCAGCCCACAGCUUCCCGACUCGAGUUCCUCAUCUCCUCUGACAUCCCCAUAUGAAGACCGUUGCACCUCAGGCAGUAUUGUGUGCAACUCUGGGAAUAGUUCUCGGAAUAUGGGAUCAUGGCGCAAGGCCAUUUUUGAACGUGUGUGUACUCCAUCACGAGAUUCUUCUCAUUCAUCAGCAGGUGAUGACAAGCAGUCUCACGAGAAAAGGAAGAAAACAUCAGCAGAACUGCGAUCUAUGUGGAAAAAAGCCAUGUUAGAAACUCUCCUCCUAAUCCGAAUGGAGAAGGAGAAUUCUGACAUUCGAGACUAUUUCAUCAUUUAUGGCUCACGUUCACUGGUGGUUUUCAAGGCAAGACAAGAAGAGGAAAAUCUUGAGCGUAAACUAGACUACAAGGAGCUGACCCCCUGUCUUCGGGACAUUACAAAGGUGUGGGAUGACCUGCUCAAUGCAGCAGCUGCAGGCAGAUCCGAGCCUGUACAAUAUUCUACACUUUUGGACUAUGUUAAAAAAGGGGUGCCCAGAAGCCAGCGUGGUCAGAUCUGGCGUUUUCUAGCAGCACAACAGUGCCUCCACAGCCAUUUGGAUCAGGACACAUCAGGAUUGUCAGACCUUGGUUAUGAGGAUCUCUUGAAGCAGCUGACCACACACCAACAUGCUAUCCUCAUAGACCUUGGCCGAACAUUUCCAGGACAUCCAUACUUUGCUAAAGCCUUAGGUCCCGGUCAGCUGGAAUUGUUCAACCUGCUGAAAGCUUACAGCCUGAUGGACAGGGAGGUGGGAUACUGCCAGGGCAUCAGCUUCAUUGCAGGGAUCCUCUUGAUGCAUAUGGAGGAAACUGCUGCAUUUGAACUGAUCCAACACCUGAUGGUUCGACUGGGACUCAGAAAACAGUACUGCCCCAACAUGAUGGCUCUUCAGAUCAAACUUUAUCAGCUGAUGCGACUGAUACACGACCAAGACCGUGAGCUGUACAGUCAUUUUGAGGCCUAUGAAAUAGCCCCAGCAUUGUAUGCAACUCCCUGGUUUCUCACUCUCUUUGCCUCCCAGUUUCCUCUUGGCUUUGUGGCUCGUGCUUUCGACAUGAUAUUUAUACAAGGACCAGAUGUGGUGUUCAAGGUGGCACUAAUGCUGCUUGUGAGCCAUAGAGAGCUGAUAUUACAGUGCAGUUCAUUUGAAGGAGUUGUAGACUUUCUGAAGACCACUUUGCCAGAUAUGGUGCAUGUGCAGAUGGAACGAGUCAUUAAUCAGGCUUUUGAGCUAGAUAUUAGCAAGCAACUUCAAGCUUAUGAAGUAGAGUAUCAUGUGUUCAGUGAAGAGAUGAUCAGCUCCCCACAUUUAAGAGGCCAGUCUUCUUCUGGUGCCAGUGCCAGCCACCAUAUGGCUGCAAUGCAACAGACUGUGCGUAAACUGCGACAGCAGAAUCUGGAGCUGGUAGAGAAACUGCAGCGAGCUCACAGCCAGCAGCACAGCCUACAGCUGGCAGAGCAUGAGUAUCGAGUCAACGAGGACAAACUUAAGUCUCGGAUCCAAGCCCUAGAGCUUGAGAGGUCUGCGCUGCUAACUACUGUAGCCACCCUCAAGAGCCUUAUUCCUGAGAGUGAACUAGAGAAGCUACCUCAUCUGUUACAGAUGCAGUCAUUGUCAGCGUGUUCUUCUCCAUGCUUGUCUCGGAAAUCCUGUCCAUCUAGUCCUGUGAAGGAACGACAACAAACUCUCAGCAAAAGCUGUGGAGAUCAAGGAGUAGCACCAGGUUUCAGUCCUUUGUCAAGCAGACAAGAGGCAGACAGUGGAGACAAUAACAAGAACCUUGUUGGUAGUGGUGAAGCUGUAGAGAGUGUUAAACAAGGAUCUACUGAUCAAAUUUGACACAAUUUUAAAGGUCACAAAAACAGUUUAGUAGAUGUGUUUCUGCAUAUUAUGUUUUACAACACAUGAUGAGAAUCUGCAGCAAAGGUGGCUCAUAGAUCUGAGUGAAUUGAUAUUCCAUCAUUCUUAUGAAGUAAUAUGUUAGAGAUUUAUCUCAGAGAGGCCCUGAGAUUUAAAAUAUUCUAUACAAAUAUUUUGUAGAAAGAAAUGUCUAGUUUAAUGUUGGCAGUAUGAGUAAUUUCCUUUUUUGAUGCCUGUGAUUAUCUGUGACUAGCCCUUUAGUCCUUAGUAUGUCUUCUUUCUCUGCAUUGCAUAGUUGCUCUUAUUUCUUCCUAUUUUUUUUCUGUGUCCUACUAUGCCAUUCUCCACUUCCACCACCCCCAGUUCUUCUUGUCUGUCAUUUAUUUCCUCCUUGUCCCCUUUUGAGGUCUGUCACUUGACAUCUUGAAAUGUUCUAUUACACAAUUGUUAGUCUUUGAUUAGUUUUAUUGUAUUUAGAAAUGUAACAUCUGUGUUAAAGAAAGAAGAGCCAGAAGUAUGAUAGGAUGAUAAGCAGAAUAACCAAUUUUAUUCAAUGUAGGCUUUUUAUAGCUACUCUAAAUAUUUGACAGUUUUGCAGGUCUUGAAAGAUCAGUUUUCAAAGGAAGAACUUCUGGUGACAGCAGUCUUCAUGUUAAGUCAUAGAUGGCAAAGUCGGUUGUUGAUUUGUUUGAAAUUUCUGAAGUGACAUUUACAUAGAGAAACGAGCAAUAAUAUAUCUAUCUUUAUAGGUGCCCCUUAACAUAUGACAUGAUAAGAUCAAGAGAGAACUGGGUGUGAGUGAGUGAGAGACUAAGUGUACCAUGGCCAUGCUGUAUGUGCACAAAUUAGUACAUAAUGUCUAUAUAUAUAUAUAUCAUAAAUUUAUAAUCUCAUCAUUCUCCCCUACAUCUUAAAAGACAGUAAUGUAAAAAUGUAGUGUGCAUGAAUAGAGUAGCAAGUCUUCUCAUCUCCUUGGUAUCUCAAAGUUUAUAACAGAUGAAUGGUCACAAUCAAAAUGGAGAACUGCAUUGACAGGGUUACAUCCUUGUUAACAACUUUUUAUGGUUUUGCUGUGAUGCUGGCCAAGCCAUAAGUGAAGACUAUUCUUGCUGGAUAAUGUUUUAGUGUUCAUGAUCUAGUAAGGUUUAGAUAAACAGAAUACAAAUUUAGUUUCAUUUGUGCAAUCUGUUGUAAAUCAUAUGCAUUUUGUGUUGUACACUGUUUUUCAUAUGCUUUGUAAGUGGUUGUCCUUUGAAUUGCUUGCCAUUAUUGUGUGUCAAAGGAAAUGCUACUUUGCUUGCAGGGGUCAUAGUAUUCACUUUUUAGUUUUUGAUAAACCUUCUUUCUUAGAUUAUUAUUUUGCUAUGCGCAAGAAUGCAUUGGCCUGGCAUUUUGUAUGCUGGGCUGUCAGCAAUAAUUUCAUAUACGCAAAGCUGGGACAGUGCAUUUCUUUCCUUCUUCGUCAGUCUUCUUGCUAUGCCUUUUGUUAGUUUGGCGUCUGUAACUGUCUUUUUAUUUUUAGGAUUUGUUUUAUUUGUUCUGGUUUUGAAGACUACUAAAACUGUAGUCUGAUAUUGUUUAAUAACAGUGUGGUUCUGACUGAUGCACAAAUUUUUUCUUUUUAUAACUGUAAUAUUAUAUAUUUCAAUUUGAGAUUAAUGGUUAAUUAGUUUCUUGCUGUAGUUUGAUGUGAAAACAUACAGGAAGACCACUUCACUGUGAAAAUCACCUUAACAUGUCAGUGUUAAUAUCAUGUUUGCGCGCAAAAGUGAAUAUAAUGUUUCUCAGUUACAGAUCAUUGUGGGAACAUGAAAAAGCCUCUGUGACUGAGUUGAUGUAUUGGCUGUCUUGUAUUGGUUAGCUUUAAAAAAAAAACCUGUUUUUAGCUGGAAUUUCAAACCAGUGUAAAAAAAAGGUGAUUUUUCAGUGACCUGAGAUCUUUUUAACAAUAGUGGAUAUUCAGUAUUUAAGAUUUGUCAAGAUUUACCCUAAAAGAAAUUUUGAAUCAUUUCAGUAGCUCUGUCUGCUGCCCAUGUGUCACUUUUCAAUUCUAUAGUAACUGGUCUGUUCACAUACAAAGCACAAAAAUUUGCUGCAUGUAGCGCUUUUGCUUAGGGCUAUGAAGCAAAACAGAAUUUUUCAUGCUCAGUCAAGUCUCAGCAAGCAAGAUCUGUUUGUCUAAUGUCUACUUUAUUUUCCAUCUUGAAAAUUCUUUAACACUGUUGAAUUCAAUUGCUAGUAGAGAGUUCACGAUUAAGAAUCAAUCAGAGGUCCUGUCAGCUGCAUGUGAUGGCACACAACACUUAAUUUCUUUGUUGGAUCUACAAAGCAAUAUUUUGGUGCUUGAUGGAGUUCGUAAAAAUAUUUUAUUGCUUGUGCAUUACUUGCAUUCUCAUCUAGGUUCCCUAUGUGUGGUAAUUUGAGCAACGAAGUUUGGUCGAUCAGCGCAUUCCCGUAUUGUUACAUUGCUGAUUUUAUAAAAAUUACCAAGUUCACAUUAUGGUGUUUUUGUUGGCAUGAUAUACCUUGUUCAGGCAUGAGUCAUUACUUCUAGGUACAAAGUAAACUGAAACUUUCUCUCAAACAGUUGACCAAUGUGGAUAGAAUCAAUAUAUAAACUGGAAUUGCAUUGUUAUUCUUGGUGAUUUCUUUAGUAACAUAUUUCACUUUUUAAGACAUUUAUUUUCAUUUUCUUUCUUUUUGUUGUGCAAAAUAAUGCCAUCUCUUCUCUGUUCCGUUGUUGUAAGUUGGAAGAUGUAGACAAUAUGAACAUUUUAUAAAUGUUGUGUAAGUAGCUAAAUAACCAUUUUUUGUCCACCUAAUAAUUUGCAUAACAUACCAUUGAAUCAUGGUACAACAGUUUUGUGGUGAACUUAAUGCCAAUUAAACUGUAUAGUAACUCCUUUAGUUCUCAGGUGUUUAGGAUGGUGAUAUUUUUUCAAACAUUUAAGUGAAAAAAAUGAACGGAAUUGUGCAAUCUCUGCCCAUGGUGUAUACGCUAAUUUCAGACUGGACCAUUUGUUUAAUAUUAUGUUGAGAAACCAUAUUUCUCACUUGAGUAUGUUUUUGUGUUCAGAAUUCGGAAUGUCUUUUUACUUUUGUUACAUAACAUUCAAGGCUUUGGACCAGUGCAAACUGUGCAGAUUACAAUUGUUAACAUAUUGUUUGCCUUAAGCCAUAUGGACCAGAAUGGUUCAAGUAGCUUUUGUGAGCGAGUUAACAAACCUUUGGGACCAUACUAAUAUGGAUUAUUUAGGCAACCUCUUCUGUGGAAUGAACUAGCACACCUAGUUUAAGGAGGCUAAGAGGGAGAAGAGGAAAGCAAUCCUGAUCACAGGAGCUAUAGCAAAGAGAGUAGUUAAUAAGAAUCCCACCUUAAAGGCUAACCUGAGUCUGACAGGUUAGGAGAAAAAUUUUAUUGUCAUUAGUUUUCAGAAAAAAAGUGCUGUGCACCUUUUACUGAAAAAGAUGAAUACAAUGUUUCUCAGUUACAAAUCUUUGUGGGAACAUGGAGGAGGAUAUAUGAUGAGUUGAUGUAGUGGAUGUGUUAUUGUUUAGCACAAAGAACCUGUUUUUUUGAGUUCUUAAAUUUCAAACUAUUGUGAGAAAGGAAUAUAGAUGACAGUGACCUCUGAUCUUUUUCACAUUGUUGAUAUUCACUGUAUAAGAUUUGCCAAAAUAUCUUAAUAGAAAUGUCAAACAUUU